Molecule: messenger RNA, 1633 nt
Organism: Cariama cristata (Red-legged seriema)
Lineage: Eukaryota; Metazoa; Chordata; Aves; Cariamiformes; Cariamidae
Product: olfactory receptor 5B21-like
Biological process (GO): G protein-coupled receptor signaling pathway
Cellular component (GO): membrane
Molecular function (GO): G protein-coupled receptor activity; olfactory receptor activity
Source: RefSeq, a predicted model, not a curated record
GACAAAAGUUAUGACAAAGCAAGAGUGGAAAAACAAGACAGUUGUUACAGAGUUCAUCCUCCUGGGAUUUGGGAAUGGCCCUGGACUGGACUGUCUUCUCUUCCUGAUGUUUCUGUCAAUCUACAUUGUGACCAUAGCUGCAAACAUCUUCAUCAUUGUGCUGAUGGUGUCAAAUUGGCACCUUCGCACCCCAAUGUACUUCUUCCUGGGCAAUUUGGCUUGCUUGGAAAGCUGCUACAGCUCAAAUAUCUUGCCGAGGAUGUUGCUUAGCUAUCUGAGUGGAGACAAAAGUAUUUCGGUCAACGAAUGUUUUACGCAAUACUAUUUCUUUGGUUGCUUGGCGGCUGCAGAGUGCUAUCUCCUCGCAGUGAUGUCCUAUGAUAGGCACCUAGCGGUGUGCCACCCCCUACACUAUCCAUCCUGUAUGAACGGCAAGCUCUGUCUCCAGUUGGAAGCUGUAUCUUGGAUAAGUGGCUUUCUAUCUAAUUCUAUACUAACAUUACUGAUCUCAAAUUUAGAUUUCUGUGGACCUAAUGAAAUCGAACAUUUUUUCUGUGACUCAGUCCCAAUGAUAAAACUCUCCUGUAGUGACACUCAUGUGGUGGGACUUGUCACUUCUCUUGUGGCGGAUGUGUGCUCACUGCCUCCAUUUCUGUUGACCUUCUCAUCCUAUCUCUACAUCAUUGUCACAAUCAUGAGAAUUCCUUCUGCCACUGGAAGGAAAAAGACCUUUUCCACUUGUUCUUCGCAUCUUACUGUGGUGAUUCUUUUUUACUCGUCAAUAUUAACUGUCUAUGAACUUCCUCAUCAUGAUACCCAAAUCUCUCCAAACAAAGUCUUCUCGGUUUUUUAUACUAUUCUCACUCCCUUGGUCAAUCCUCUCUUCUACAGUCUGAGAAACAGAGAAGUAAAGGAAGCUCUGCAAAAACAGAUAGGUAAAUUGCUGGCUUUCAGAAGGCUGCUUUCUAGAAAGGUCAUCUCCUUUUCUGCCUGUGCCUACAACUUUGUCAUAUUCAGCACUUCUGAGUGUUUCCUCUUGGCUGCUAUGACAUAUGAUCGAUACAUGGCUAUAUACGGCAUAGUAAUGAACAGUAGAGUGUGUCUUCAUAUGGUCAUGGCAUGCUGGAUUGCUGCCAUUCCGCUUUCUGUAGGACUCACUGGUUGGCUAUUUAGCGACCCCUUUUGUGGCUCAAAGGAAAUUGAACACUUUUGUGAUAUCGCUCCCCUUCUGGAUCUGGUCUGUUCAGACACUUCCCUAUUUGAGCUUCUUGUGUUCAUUGCUACUGUUGUAAUUGUUUUGAUCCCAUUUACUGUGAUAGCAGCCUCUUACAUUCAGAUAAUCCAUAGCAUCCUCCAAAUGCCAUCUGCUGAAGGAAGACGCAAAGCUUUUUUCACCUGCUUUGCUCACUUCGUGGUGGUGACACUGUUCUACUGCACAACUGGACUGAUACAUUUAAAGCCAAAGUCCAGUCUCUUGGCAAACAGCAGGAAACUGGUGGCUCUUUCUUAUACAGUAGUGACUCCUAUGCUGAACCCAAUCAUCUACAGUUUAGGAAACAAAGAAGUAAGGCGUGGUCUGAGGAAGACAUUUGACAGAAGACGAUUCUUCAGCAAGGUUCUUGUGCCUAGAUAG